Messenger RNA from Dermacentor andersoni, 1270 nucleotides. Its product is annotated as zinc finger HIT domain-containing protein 3. NCBI's taxonomy places the organism in Eukaryota, Metazoa, Arthropoda, Arachnida, Ixodida, Ixodidae. Gene Ontology annotation, molecular function: protein binding. The record is from RefSeq and is a predicted model, not a curated record.
CGCACGUAUCGAAAUGUAUCCAACUUGGCGGCACUCAGUAAGCACGUCAAGCACGUUUUCAAGCUUGUUUGACGGGGGCGCUGGACAAGGCAUCGGUGUUUUGUUGUGUACCAGUCGUUUCUUUACGAGUAGCAUUUGCAGAGGUUCCACCUGUGUGCUAUAAACGCGCACGGCCAUGGCUGGCGAACAGUUGGUCUGCGGUGUGUGCAGUAGCGGCGAGCCCCGCUACCGCUGUCCGCGCUGCUUGACGCGGUACUGCUCGUGCGACUGCUACCGGAAUCACAAACAAGAGGAGGGCCGUUGCCGCGACCCGGACGUACCGGCACCGGCGGAGACUGGCGAAGAGCCCGAGUACAGGUACCCGACGCCGGACACGGUGCCGCCGGAGAGGCUGUGCCGCUUGCGCGAUUCGGAGGCCGUUCGCGAGACUCUGCGCAACCGAAACGUGCGGGCGCUGCUGCGCGAUCUGGACCGGAGCAGGGACCCCACACGCAUGUUGGACUCGCUGAUGCGAGAGCCCAUCUUUGUGGAAUUUGUGAACGCUUGCCUGGACGCCGUUGGCGUCGGGGAAGACUAACGCGUCUGUCGGCACUGCUGCGCGAAACGCUACGUUCAGACAGCUCGCGUUAUGGAUGCACGAACAUGUGUGCUAGUCUGCGGCAAGUUCUGUGAACGACGUUUGUCCGGAGAGAAGAGUGAGGUGCGAUGUGUCGUUCGCAUGUGCUAUUCGCGAACGGGUGUGUGGUGGGCCAGUGCGACUAGGGUGGGUCACUGAUGUGUCUGCGUUGUGACAUGGAAGAGCAUAAAAUAAGCGGCGCACUGGACGAGACGUUUGCAAUGAGCUGAGUCCUGAAUUAACACAGCAAGCUGGGCGAGUUGGUGACCAGGAAUAUGUUCAGCUGAACACGGGAGAACCUGGGGUCUCGAUCCAAGCCAAGAUGAUGCCAUGCUGCGCAUUACGCUGGCCGGUAGCGAUACCACUGUGCAGCAAUGUACGGGGAAUAGGAUUUUUCUUGACCAGCAGUUACCUUCCUGCUGCAGUAGUUGCACGUUUUUAAAUCGUCUUGUAUAUAUCUGGAGUUUCAUCGGAAAUUCCGGUUAUGCGUGGUAGCAUCGAAUUCAAGGUCAAUUUGCUUAUGGAGCAACCAGGUGCGCAGAUUGAAACAAGUAAACUUUGCUGAGGUGCUUUAUUGUCACACCUUGUGGCAGGCUUUCAGGCCAGAAAAUGCUGAAUUGUCUUAAAUAAACAAGUAAAGGAUGUGUCUCACCA